AUGGAUUUCAACAAGUGCCAGGGCAAAACGCCCCACCGUAACCAAAGACGUUUUAUAGCCCUUGCCCACCAGCACCCCACCUGUCUGUUCACCCCAGCCCUGUUCCCAGCCCUGUUCCCACCUGUUCCCACCCCACUGUUCCACCCCACCAGCCCCACUGUUCCACCCACCCACCACCUGUUCCUGUUCCCACCCUGUUCCUGUUCCCACCCACCUGUUCCAGCCCCACCUGUCUGUUCCCAGCCCCAGCCACCUGUCUGCUCCACCUGUUCCCUGUUCCCACCCCACUCCACUCCACCUGUUCCCACCCACCCCUGUUCCCACCACCUGUUCCCAGUCUCAGCUCCCAGCCCCAGCACCUGUCUGUUCACCCUGUUCCACCACCCUGUUCAGCUCCCAGUUCCACCCCUGUUCCACCCCAGCCCACCUGUUCCCAGCCCCACCAGCUCCACCCCCAGCCUCAGCCCCAGCCCACCACCUCCCACUCCCACUCCACCCCCACCUCCACUCCCCAGCCUCAGCUCCCAGCUCAGCCCCACUCACCCCUGUUCAGCCCCACCAGCCCCACCAGCCUCCACUCACUGUUCCACUCCAGCUCACCCACCCACUCCAGCCCCCAGCCCCACUCCACCAGCUCCCUGUUCACCUGUUCCAGCCCCCACCACCCCACCAGCCCUGUUCCUGUUCCCCAGCUCCCACCCCAGUUCCUGUCUGUCUCCCCAGCCCCACCUGUUCCCAGCCCUGUUCCUGUUCCCACCUGUUCCCAGCCUCACCCCAGCCCCAGCCCACUGUUCCUGUGCCACCCCACCCACCCCCCAGCCCCAUGUUCCCCAGCCUGUUCAGCCCCAGCCUGUUCCCAGCCCUGUUCCCAGCUCAGCCCAGCCCCUGUCUCCACCCCACCUCAGCCCCACUCCACCCCACUCAGCCCACGUUCAGCCCCACUCACCCCACUCAGCCCCCAGCUCCCACCCAGCCCCUGUUCAGCCUCACCCAGCCCAGCUCAGCCUCCCAGCCUCAGCCCAGCCUCAGCCUAGCUCAGCUCAGCUCACUCACUUAGCUUUUAGCUUCCAGCCUUUAGCUUAG
Molecule: messenger RNA, 1083 nt
Organism: Armigeres subalbatus
Lineage: Eukaryota; Metazoa; Arthropoda; Insecta; Diptera; Culicidae
Exons: 2
Coding region: 1-1083 (360 amino acids)
Source: RefSeq, a predicted model, not a curated record